CUCGGCGCGGAGCGGCGUCGUGACGUCUGUGAGAGGGCGUCCAGCUGCGCGACUGACGUAACGAAGAGCGCGACGGAGCCAAGGGAGCAGGAGAGGGAGAGCGGAGCCAUGACGGUAUCUAGAAAGGAUGCAAGAUAACACUCAAAGAAGGCAGCCACUGUGAGAAGACUCAUCUCAAGCGUGACGGAUCAUCCCCCCGACCCAAGAGCAGCUCUGUUCCAGUCGGAGGAUGGACUUCAGAGGGAGGAGAGUGAAGCCUCUGUCGGCCGAAGCGUGGUUCCUUGAACAGGAGGGAUAUGGUGGUUCAGACCUGGCCGGGGGCAAGCUGCAGAAAGAUGGGAGCUACUCCUUGGCCAACCACACCACCUGGAACAACGUGUCGAAGAAGAGCAAGGCCGCCUUUGAAGAACCGCCCGAGAGCUGUGCGAGCAGCUGGGGCGUGCUGUCUGGUUGGGAGGUUGCAGACUGCAGCGGUCCGGGUGACAGGGCCACCGGUACUUGGGCUGGCUCCAAGCAGGUGGGGAACAAUUGCAGCUUUGUCGGCCCCCCUGCCAGCUGCGGCCGCUACGCUCCGACGGGAGGCGCGGCUCAGCGAGAGAUGCAGCACAGGAGCCGAAGUGGGCACGGGACGGAGUCUGGCACAAAGACCUGCCGCCAGCUGAGACGCAGGCGGUUUCAGAAGAGGCGCAAGCUGGUGCAGGCGCUGCACAUGCUGCUGUACCACCGCAUCUCCCCCCUGACCUUCCACUGGCGGAUCUGGAGCUUGUUCUCUGGGCGGAGGCGAUCUGCUCGGCCUCGAGCCGCCCGGCACAGCCUGCCCCAUUCCCAACGGCUGGUGGGUGAAGCAUUGGAAGGGGGAGGGAGCGACCCGCCGCAGGAGUGCCGUCCCAAGUACCUUGAGGCCGGAGAGCUGUUCCGGACUGACGUGUCCAGCUUGGGCCCCGGUGUCUGCAGUCCUUUUGUGGAGGGCCACAGAGACGCCCACCUGCUGGAGGGAAGCAACAACCUGUGGCCGAAGCCGGCAGGCAGGAGUCCCAGUGCCAGGCUGCAGGGUCCGCCUGUCGCCAAUUGCCAACCCUUGCCCGUGGACUACAGGCUCCUAACUCAAGCGAGCCCCUUUGAGAAAGUCGGCGAUCCACCUGCGGGGUCCGUCCUGCUCAGAGGGGGUAUUUCCGCCGACUUUCCGGAGGCGCCAAAGGAAGGCCCGAGCACCUUUGUGCCGACCGGUCACCGCGGACUUUCGGGAGCUAGCCGGGCGCCUGGGGGCGCGGACCAGGGGGAGAGCACGAGGCUGCUGGGCAGGGUGAAUGUGGACCGGGAUCACCUGUUGUACACCCGCUUCGUGGCUCGGCAGAAGGACACUCUUCAACUCUGCCAAGCCGACGCCAGUGGAGACACCCUGACCCUUAAUUCCGUCGGCAUUGGCACUCAAGAGCAGGCAAGAGGGAUCACGUUGAACCGGGCAAAGGCAGCCGAAGUGGGGAGCUUCAGCCGGGCACCAGUCUCUGGCAUUGGAGAUACACUCGAAGUGAAUGGGCACCCACUGAGUGACCCAGACGAAGUUCCCCGGUCAGAGGGCAGCGAUCCACGGCAGCGUGUGGCUGGUGAAGACGCCAUUGUCAUCAGCCACGUGUGCAGCAUUGGGUCCCAGAUGGCCGAGCAGCUGUUUGGCGGAGAGGAGGACAGCAGGGAGGGCAGCUCGGCAAGCGUCAGCAAGCACAAGCGGGUGUCUGACGGCCAAGCCAGCGGAGCUGGGGAUUCAGAGACCGAGGGAGCUGCUGCUGAGCAGCCGAAGAGCGGGGACAAACCUGGUGCAAAUCACGUGUCGGCAAUGAGUGACGAGCACAUCGCUUGCAUUCACGGCCUCCUGGAUGAGUAUAUCCAAGCAUACGGCAGCCUAAUCCCCCUGAACACUGACGAGGUCAUUGAAAAGCUGCAGGAUGUCUUUGAAGAAGACUUUGGAACUCCGCACAGGAAGAGUAUGAUUCACCAUGUGAUGCAGUCUUACCACCGGAUGGUUGGGAAUAAUGCCGUCCGCAACUUCCGUGUAACCUACAAGAGGCACGUGCUGACCAUGGACGAUCUCUCUACUUUGUAUGGACAAAACUGGCUUAAUGACCAGGUCAUGAAUAUGUAUGGAGAUCUCGUUAUGGACACUGUCCCUGACAAAGUUCACUUCUUCAACAGCUUCUUUUAUGACAAGCUCAGAACAAAGGGAUAUGACGGAGUGAAAAGAUGGACCAAAAAUGUUGACAUCUUCAACAAGGAUCUGCUCUUGAUCCCGAUUCACCUGGAGGUCCACUGGUCCCUGAUCUCUGUUGAUGUGCGUCAAAAGACGAUAACAUACUUUGACUCCCAGCGCACCCUGAACAGGAGGUGCCCCAAGCACAUUGGAAAGUACCUGCAGGCAGAAGCUAUGAAGAAGAACAGACAUGACUUCUAUGAUGACUGGAAGGGAUAUUUUAAAAUGAACGUCGCGAGGCAAAACAACGACAGUGAUUGUGGAGCCUUUGUACUGCAGUUCUGUAAAUGCCUGGCUCUGGGACAGCCGUUCAGCUUCACCCAGCAGGACAUGCCCAAGCUCCGACGGCAGAUCUACAAGGAACUCUGCAACUGCAAGCUCGCUGUGUGAGGAGCCUGCUCCCAGAGGGUGGCCAAGGCAAGCCCGGCAUUGGGUGAUCAACCAAUCAGAUGCACCCUUUUGUGAACAUUACAAAGAUGAUGCAAGAUAAGAGGCUUGGUUAAAUAAUCCCCGUCUUCAAAUGUGUUGAAACAUGAAAAUGUUUUUCUCCUUUUUUUAAAAAAAUCUUUUUUUCUAUGCCAUAUUUUUUCAGUUAUUUAAGUGUUGUUCAAUUUUGAGGUUCCGGUUAGCUGUGUUGUACUCUCACAUCCGGAUUACGGGACAAAAAAGGCAGCAAUGGCUAGACGUGAAGGUGUUUGGUCAGUUGGCAUUGUCAAGGCUGCCCGAUUGAGCUUGCAGACUAGGGCAGAAAGCAACCUGUGGGGGCAGAACUUCCAUGCGGACAAUCUGUUUCAGUUCGAGGCUUGUUUUCCUUGAAUUGUGGCUGCAGUGGAUGUGGAGUGAGCACGGUACUGGCCACCUUGUGACGAUUACUGAGCUGCUCACCUGCCACGGGCUUGGGGAAAGAAAGAGAAAGUUCACUUGGUUACAUGAGGUUUACAAGAAGAAAAUUGCAUUCAGUGACCUCUGGGUAAAUGUGAUUGCGGUGGUUACUCACUGUCCACCAGAUUCACUGAAGACAUUGUUUGGUGUUCUAUUUCAUAUAUUUUUGUGUUUAUAUUUUUUUUACAAGCUGGGACUUAAUAUGUGACCAAAAUGUUUUGAAAGGAGAAGGGAAAGCACGUCACCCCAACACUCGAGUACCUCACUGUCCCGGCAGUGCAGUUGUGACCUUCUCACCAGACAUCUCUCUGUGAGAGGUCCUGCUGUUCACUGGUAGCAUGUGAGUGAUCAUUUCUCUCUGGACUGUGUAGAGAAAGGGGGGUGCAGCUGGGUAGGCAAGAGGCAAUGGAUGAUUGGUUCUGGUUUCAGUGGAAUACUUUUCCUCAAGAACUUCUGUAUAAAUGGCGUGAACUGGAUUACCUUCUGUCUGUUUCCCUGUCUUAUACUGCUCAGUAGGUACCAUGGGUUUAAGGAUUUUUUUUCUUUUAUUUAAAGUUCCUAGUGGGAAUUCAAAAUUGAUCCGUGGCAUUUGGGCUGCGUUUUGAGUAGUCCCCGAUACACUAAUUGAUGUUUUCUGUGUAUAAAUACAAGUAGCUGAAAACAUUUUCCGAGAUUACUUCUUUAAGCUGUGGUAUGAAGUGUAUUUUACUGGUGCCAUCCCUGUUAAUCUAAACAGCUGCCUCACAAAGUACCCUCUCAUUCACCUGUGACAUCUGUGACCUACAAAGUGCUACACUGAAGUUGCUUUGUUCACCCUCUGAUCCCCUGGGUUUCCGAUUCACAUGCAGCUCAGAUUGAGAGCACGUGGACUCUUCUAUCAUCUGGCUGUAAAUUAAAGCAGAGCAAGGCCAAGGAUAAGCCUGACUUCAUAUCAUAACUUGCGAUUAAAGUAAGGGACAGUCCAAGCUGGGGACUUUGGGGCAGGGUUAAAGGAGCUUUACUUGAUCUCAGUCCAUGGUGUACCUGAGCUGAGUGCCUGACGUUGGCAGUGGAGCCCACUGCUCCUCCGUACUGCCGUGUCCCUUUCUCAGUUCAUGCUGCAGAAGAAGUGUCUGUCGCAUUUGCCGGUUGUUUGCUAUCCAGCUGAAGUUCUGUAGUUGUAUUUUCUGGUUCCCCUUUGGUACCUCACUUGGCAGUUUUGUGGAAAUGGGGUUGCAGGGUGCUGGCAUGAAGCUGAGCUUAAGUUCCAGAGAUGGGAAGGUGAUGGCAGUAAGAUUCUAAACAGAAAGGCUUCUGUUUUAAGUUGCUCUGUUUUGGAGAGGGGGAGGUUACACCCUAUUUGUGCCAAGACUUCCUGAGAUUCGUAUCCUUCAACAAUUUUUCAGUAACAACCUAUUAAUAAAACAGUUCUUGACCCAAAAGAGGAAGAAUCCACCAGUAAGUACUGUGCAGUCAGCGAGCUGAACCUUUGAGAAGCCCAAGUAUUUCUGGAACAUACACAAUCUGUCAGCUUCAGCCUGAGAAUGGUGGUAUUGUGGCUGAGGAGAGGAGCACAAGUGGGAUUGAUGGAAACUUGGACACCAGCUUUCUUUGUUACAAUGUAUGGAAGGGACAGGAGCUCUGCCUCUGCAGUACAGGUUUUAUUUUAAGGUGUCUGUAACUCUGGGGCUGAAACCUACUGUGAUCAAGUUGUUCUGCCUUAAUCAUCCCAGUGCAAACAAACUAGCAGCAGUUUGCAGCCAGAGGAGUUGAUGUAAAGCUGCUUUCUGUCGUUCUUCCUCCCCAUCCUUUGCCUUGGAAGCAGAUGGAAUUUGUACAGCAUCUCAGAAUUCUUGCAAAGACUUUUCUAGAAAGUUUGCUGAUUGUUCUUCUUUGGAUAAACCCAUUUACAUGGGCACAACGGAAUCCAUGACGUUGAAUGGUCCAGUUAAUGCAGGAUCAUUUUGCUGUGUACCUGCUUCCUCCCUCUAAUCUCACCACUGAGGCCCAGACCUGUGAGGUGAUACCCACACACCAUAUUGCUGGAGAUCUUCACAAUGAUGCUUCACAAUGAGCUGCCGCACGUGAGUGAGUUACUUUUGAACUUGUAUAUUCUGUCAGACCAGCAGACGGAAGAGAACAAGUCGGUUCCAAAAUGUUACAUUCAAAUUAGGAACGAAGGGGUGAGAAGUUCCCUCAUGCAGUGUGAUGCCUGCAAAUUGUGUGGCUCUUAGGUGUGCUUUUGACUAAAUUACUGUAAUUUGUUCCUAAUUUAUAUCUGCAGCCCACAUGCAUUAAAAUUCAAACGGAUUAAGUCCAGCUCUGCAGGGUGUGGUGCAGCUGGGGUUAAUGUGUUGAUGGAAAUGAGCAAAGACAAUGGGAGGAUACCCCUUGAGCUUUAAAUAUGGGAGGAUACAAAACCUACAACCUGCUUUGCCUCACUUCCCAGAUCUCAGCCUGACAACAGCCAAGAAUGGUGCAGGCUCAGUGUCAACUCUAUGUGUCUGUGAAGACAGCUCGCCUUUCAAGCUCUGGAAGAAGCAUUUGAACAAGACUCUGCAGCUAACCUGGCUUUUGGAGGCUGCAGUACCAUGCAUUCCUAUCAAUUGGGGAUUAGCUGCAUGACUGUUGUGCAGUUCAGUGAGUAGUGUGCCAGCUACAUUUCUGUCGUGUGUUGGGGUUCCACUUCACUGCUGUAGUCACCAGUUCUCAGUCUGUGCAUUCUGACGAUGGAGCACUCCAGUGAUCACAUGCUACCUCUAGGCAGUGAAUGGUUAAUCUUUGAGAGUCUGGGACAGUGCUACUGUUUUCUCACAAAGAUUUUGUUCUGAAGUGCUCAGAACUUCAUCAGAUGUUUAAAACUCAGCUCCUUGCUGGGGUUACACUCUCUUCCAACACUAAACUGCCUAAGAGGUUUUGACCUGUGUGGCUGCAGAUAUGCUCUAGAUUAUUGUGCCUUUUUUAUGACCAGGACUAAUUAACAUUGAUGCACAGGUGUCGGUGUGGUCUAUUCAAAUAGUUCUCCAAAUCCCUUUCAGAACCUGCUUCCACUGCCCUUUCUGACAGCAUUUUCUUGAUCACAAAUCAUUGCGUAAAUACAAAAUUCUUUGUUGUAUUGUCUUCUGUCUUUAUCCAUUGAUAAACAAUCCUACUGCCACUACAGCCAGUUUCUUCUUUUCAUGAAAACCUGCAUGAUUUUGAAUACCUCUAUUAAAUCUCCUCUUAACCUUCAGAACAACACCAGGUUCUUAGCCUGUCACUCUCUAUUUCACUCCUGUCCCGGUUGGGUUUUGGAGACGCCACGUCCUGCUAAUGUUGUGAGAGGGGAAGGGGAAGGAUUUGCUUCAAGAGAAAACACCACCCUGGAAGACCCCCUCUUUCAUUUCUGGGUGGAAGCUCUGCUAUAAGUAGCUUAUGUCCCCUAAAUUCCUAUCACUGAAAAUAACCUUUCACUGAAGGAUUUAGACCUUGUUUGCAAAAGGCACUUGGGUGGUAACGAAAAUGUCAAACCUCCAUUAUAUUAUAUCGACUUUUAUAAGCUGUGGAUUGAGUCAUUCCAUGAGUCCAUCCUCUCCCCCCACAAGCACGAUCCACUGGCCAUGCUCACGGUGGGAAGAAGAGGCUUGUAGAGUAAAGCCACUGCAUGGAAAAUGAUGUGGCCAGAAACGGUGAAGGAUUUAAGAUAUAGGCACAGCAAUUAUCUCUUGCACGUGGCUACAAAGGCCAGGUGUGGACAGAAGAGGGGAGACUUUUAGCUCUAGGUCACCUUUCUCAUCCUCACUGCUUUUCCAUCAACCCAUCACUCCCCCAUCCCAACCACCACGCUGUGUUCUCCAGUUGCUUUCUGCAUUUGGGCAAAGGCUUAGAUUGAGCCUUGCUGGAUGGCUCCACCACCGUCCGUGGUAGCGGAAGCCGCAAGACCAGACAUGGAAACUUUAGGAAAGCGAAUGAUGUGCACACAGGACCAGCAGCCAGUGCAGGUGCAAUCAGCAUGUGAGUUGUACCCUGACUGGCUCCUCAUCGAUAGGUCGCUGAAUGUUGAAUGUGCUGGGGUUGACUGGGUGGUGUUACCUGUUGGUGAAUGGCAGUAGAACUGUAGAAUGCACCCAUCAUUUUCUGGCCAGCUUCAGCUUUCCCCUCCAUUCUGAACUCCACAUCGGUACUUCCCUUCGCCUCUCCCAAGUCCCAGUUCCCACAUCUGUGCACGUGUGCGUAUCAGUUACAUUUCAUGCUCAUUGGACACCGAUGCGAUAUAUACAGAUGGGAUUUUUUUCAGGUCAUUUGGCUGGAAAGUAGGGUGGGUGGUUGGGAGGGGUGAGGGUCGUCAUAUACAUGGGUUGUGUUACACUUGAGUAUAUAUGAUAUAAUGCAGACAUGAAGGUUUAUUGUGUUUUAUACUCCUGUGCCCAUAUUCAACAUGUAUGAAUAUCACUGUUGUACCCAACUGGAUUUCCUACCCCUUGUAUUGACACAAUAAAGAUCUGAAUCUUGAGCAUAUAAAAGAGAAUAUGAACGGUGUUUGUCGUGUAAGGGCUGGUAACUGAGUGCCUCUGAAUAGUAGAGAAGUUGAAAUUCUGGUAAAAGGAACAACCCUUUCUCCUUCCAUCCAAAGUAUGUACGUGACAGUCCCAAGAUUUCUUCUAUCCAUUUUUUUCAUUCCCCCACUCCCAACUCUAACUCUCACAGGAAUGUAGGUCCACAAAUAUUGGCCAUUUGCGAGCACCUUACCAACCUGCCUGUGUUUACUUUGUGCAUCUGCCUCGGUGAUGGAUGUCACAGUCAAACAGCCACUCUCCCGGUGCCAUCUCAGUUGGUGCUUUCUCCACAAGGGAUUGCUGGCCAGUGCUCAAGAUCCAGGUGCCUCUAGCUGAUAUUCCCUCUAUGUUCCCUUUAUAUUAUAUAAAUCUCAAUUCAAGACCCAUGGAUGCUUAGUUUAAUUGAAGUUCCUCUUGGUCAUGUGCUUCUAUGCAUCAGUUGUAGCUCAGUCCAUUAGCCAGAAAGUUAUGGGU
Pristis pectinata (smalltooth sawfish) is the source of this 8112-nucleotide messenger RNA. RefSeq lists its product as uncharacterized. The record is from RefSeq and is a predicted model, not a curated record. Gene Ontology annotation, cellular component: nucleus. Gene Ontology annotation, biological process: protein desumoylation. The transcript is spliced from 11 exons. NCBI's taxonomy places the organism in Eukaryota, Metazoa, Chordata, Chondrichthyes, Rhinopristiformes, Pristidae. Gene Ontology annotation, molecular function: deSUMOylase activity. The coding region runs from base 230 to 2632 and encodes 800 amino acids.